Athene cunicularia (burrowing owl) is the source of this 2502-nucleotide messenger RNA. RefSeq names its product kynurenine aminotransferase 1 (gene KYAT1). The coding region runs from base 136 to 1503 and encodes 455 amino acids. Gene Ontology annotation, molecular function: L-kynurenine:2-oxoglutarate transaminase activity; pyridoxal phosphate binding. Gene Ontology annotation, cellular component: cytoplasm; mitochondrion. Gene Ontology annotation, biological process: biosynthetic process. The transcript has 14 exons. NCBI's taxonomy places the organism in Eukaryota, Metazoa, Chordata, Aves, Strigiformes, Strigidae. The record is from RefSeq and is a predicted model, not a curated record.
GCUGCAGGGAGUCGAGGAGAGGGCAGCAUGUGUGCGAAGGCAGCCUGGGCGGUUCUGCCAGACUUUGGCAGCAUAAGACAGCGUGGCCCAGCUUGAUGUCUGUGCCCGUAGGAGUGAGACAGCGGGAGCUGUGGCAUGCUCAGGAGAGUGGGACCGUCUCUGCGUCACUUCUUGCUGGAGAGGAAGAGCAGCGCUGGAUAUAGCUCGUAUUCCAGUGAGGAAAAAAUGUCAAGGCCAGUGCAAGCUCGGAGACUGGAGGGAAUAGAUAAGAAUAUCUGGGUGGAAUUUGUAAAACUGGCUGCCACCUACUCCACGGUGAACCUGGGCCAGGGCUUCCCUGAUUUCCCCCCACCAGACUUUCUGAAGAAGGCGUUCGUGAGAGCCCUCAGCGGGGAGAACCACAUGCUGCACCAGUACACCCGUGGCUUUGGCCAUCCACCUCUGGUGAAGAUCCUAGCCCAGUUUUUUGGGAAGCUGCUUGGACGAGACGUGGAUCCUAUGACCAAUGUGAUGGUGACUGUGGGGGCAUACCAGGCUCUUUUCUGCUGCUUCCAGGCUUUUGUUGAUGAAGGUGAUGAGGUGAUAAUCAUUGAGCCCUUCUUUGACUGCUAUGAGCCGAUGGUGAAAAUGGCUGGUGGGAUGCCCGUGUUUGUCCAGCUGAGACCGAAAGCUCCAAAAGAUGGACAGUUGAUGUCUAGUGCAGACUGGCAGCUGGACCCAGCUGAACUGGCUUCUAAAUUCAGUGAACGGACAAAAGCCAUCGUCCUGAACUCACCCAACAACCCUCUGGGCAAGGUUUUCAGCCGAGAGGAGCUGGAGUUCAUUGCAGACCUGUGCGUGAAGCACGACGUCCUGUGCAUCAGUGAUGAGGUGUACGAGUGGCUGGUCUACGACGGAAAGGAGCACAUCCGCAUCGCCAGCUUGCAGGGGAUGUGGGACCGCACGGUGACCAUCGGGAGCGCUGGGAAGAGCUUCAGUGCCACUGGAUGGAAGGUGGGCUGGACUGUGGGAUCCAACCGGCUGCUGCAACACCUCCGUACCGUGCACCAAAACUCAGCGUACCACUGUGCCACAGUGGCCCAGGAGGCCGUAGCUCAGGGUUUCCAGAGGGAGCUUGAGCUCUAUGGGAAACCAGAAAGCUACUUCAUCCAACUACCCAAGGAGCUGCAGCAGAAGAGAGACUGGCUGGUCCAGAGCCUGGAUGCAGUGGGGAUGAAACCCAUCAUCCCUGAGGGCACCUACUUCUUGGUGGCAGACAUCUCCGAGUUCAAAUCCGACGUCCCUGAUGUCCCCGACUCUGAUGAGCCCUACGACUCCAGAUUUGCAAAGUGGAUGGUCAAGAACAAGGGACUUGCUGCCAUCCCGCUCUCUGCUUUCUACUGUGGGGCCCACAAGAACAACUACAACCAUUUCAUCCGGUUCUGCUUCGCAAAGGAGGAAGCCACACUGAAGGCAGCAAAUGACAUAUUGCAAAAAUGGAAACGGGAGAAAACCAGUCCCUGAGCACACUGGAGAGAAAACCUUGGUCCACACCAGCCACAACCAUUCUUCCUCCUCUUCCUUUGCUUGGCUACAAACUUCGAUGUGUCUUUUUUUUGGUGUGCUUUCAACUACAUUUUCUCUCAGAUAAAUGGUUAAGAGGUUUGCCAGGCCCAGGGUCUGGAGGACACUGUCACUGUGAAAUGAUUGCACUGUUUCUUGCAAAAAGUGAACCUUCACAUGCACUGCCAGUAUUCAGCGUUUCUCCUUAUGUUUAAAGACUUUGCUAAUCAGUUCUGGGAUGCAUCCAGCAAGACACAAGGUAAGGAUGGCUCCAGGGGGCUUUUCCACCACCAAAUUCUGAAAAGGUGUUUCAGGACCUACCUUUAGGUCUAUGCUGGUGGGUUACUGUCUUGUCUUGCUCCACGUCCCCACUCAUGUACCCCAGGGCACAGGGCAGCAUUUCCACCAGCAUCUGUGUUUGCCACAGGACCGGGCAGUAUCACUGCCCCUCAGAAGGUUGAUUCCUUGAAUCCUGAAAUUUACAAACCCAGUGAAAUGGUGUUUCCCAUAAUUAACAAUUUUCUUACUGUUUUUUCUUCUGUGCAUGUCCAGAAGGUGAUCACAAAAUCGGUAACUGGUUUCCCCCAGGAAAGAGGCUUUCUUAAAUAGUCCAGCUAUUGCCAAACCUUCCCUCUGCAGCCCCCAAACUACCCCCGGUGCUUUGUCAGGGCUUGGCAGCAUCACCCAGGCUGCAAAACAAAACCUUCAGGCCUUUGACAAGUGCACAUGGCAACCAGGAAGGAUGGGCACAGUGGCCUCAGGCUGCUCCUGCUGCUGGUGGCCCCCGCAACCCGCCACCCACUGGGCUGGUGGGGUAACGUGAGUGUUUUGAAAGAUAAUUCUUGAUUUCAACCUGGGUAAGAAUGUAAUCCAGCAUCAAUCCUGCAGGAGUUAUGUGUAACAGACUGUGCAAUAAGUAUUUGUGGCAGUUAAAUUAUUAAAGAUGAAUUAUUGCAAUUA